Messenger RNA from Oncorhynchus tshawytscha (Chinook salmon), 2660 nucleotides. RefSeq names its product G-protein coupled receptor 183. Gene Ontology annotation, biological process: G protein-coupled receptor signaling pathway. Gene Ontology annotation, cellular component: membrane. The record is from RefSeq and is a predicted model, not a curated record. Gene Ontology annotation, molecular function: oxysterol binding; G protein-coupled receptor activity. The coding region runs from base 789 to 2003 and encodes 404 amino acids. The transcript has 7 exons. NCBI's taxonomy places the organism in Eukaryota, Metazoa, Chordata, Actinopteri, Salmoniformes, Salmonidae.
UAAUAUCACACCACGAGGCCCCUGGUAAUAUCACACCACGAGGCCCCUGGUAAUACCACACCACGAGGCCCCUGGUAAUACCACACCACGAGGCCCCUGGUAAUACCACACCACGAGGCCCCUGGUAAUACCACACCACGAGGCCUCUGGUAAUACCACACCACGAGGCCCCUGGUAAUACCACACCACGAGGCCCCUGGUAAUACCACACCACGAGGCCCCUGGUAAUACCACACCACGAGGCCUCUGGUAAUUCCCUUGUCACGAUUGGGUCAAUAUACUUCUUCCUCUUUACUCUACUUUCUACUCUGUUCACAUGAAGAACAGCUGCCAUUCAGCCUGUUUGUGCCUCCAUAUCAUCUGGAGUGCUUGAUAUCCUUACAAACAUGAAUACACAUGCUGAAAAGUAUUCAUCCUGUUGAUCAAAUAAAUUCAUAUUUACACAUUUCGAAGAGACGCUUGCACCCACACACACGCACUCAGAAUAAAUGUAGGAGGGGUUGCUUGCGGUGCAGGAAAUGAUAAGUGUGUGUCUGGGUAUUGGCUGUGGCAGAAGCUGCACACUUCUGCCUAGUCGGCCGUAGUUGACGCAACAGAGAAAUAUAUCUAAUACUUGUUGAGUUUCAUUCUCUGGCUGACCUGACACAUGGCUCUGGAGUCACACAGGGGACCAACGUCCCUCCUGAAACACCACUGACGACUGAGAAUUAAGAGCACUUCCAUCUGGUACCUUCACCCAAACCCUCACCUGCUGUGCUUCAGAUUUACACUUCCUGUUACUCACCAUCAUGUCGUGGUCGGAGGGUGUGAACUCCACUCUGAACCUCGACUCCAACACCUCCUCCUCCCUGGUCUGCACCAACCUGUACGACCACCGCCCCGUCGCCCGCGUCCUCAUGUCUCUCCACUACAGCCUGGUCUUCACGCUCGGCCUCCUAGGUAACGCCCUGGCACUGCACGUCAUCAGACCCAACCUGGCCCAGAUCAACUCUACCACGCUCUACUCUGCCAACCUGGCCGCCUCCGACGUCCUCUUCACUCUGGUCCUGCCGCUGAGGAUAGCCUACUACGCCCUAGGUUUCCACUGGCCCCUGGGGGAGACCCUGUGUCGCGUCACCGCCCUUCUGUUCUACGUCAACACCUACGCAGGGGUCAAUUUCAUGACCUGCCUGGCCGUAGACCGCUUCGUAGCCGUGGUUCUCCCUCUACGUUACACCAGGCUCUGCCGGGCCCGGACCAUCCGCUACGUCUGCGUAGGGGUGUGGGUUCUAGUCCUGGUCCAGACGUUACCCCUCCUCUCCGUGACCAUGACCCGGGCCGAGCCGGACGGGACCACCACCUGCAUGGAGUACCCCAACUUUGAGAACGGGGCCGUGGAGGGACUCCCCUACGUCCUCAUUGGAGCCGUCGUCAUGGGAUACGGCGUCCCCGUUGCAACCAUCCUGUGUUGCUACUUGGUGUUGCUUUGGAAGCUGCGGUUGGUGACGAGAAGUAGGGUCGGUGGGCGAGGUCAGAGGUCAUUGAGGAGCCAGAAGGCGACGGGGGUGAUAGCAGGGGUAGUGUUGGUGUUUGUAGUGUGUUUCAGUCCCUAUCACAUCAACAUCCUGCAGUAUAUGAUCCGAAAGCUGAGAUACACACCAGACUGUACCGAGCUCCAGGCCUUUCAGAUGUCUCUACACUUCACUGUGUGUCUCAUGAACUUCAACUGCUGCCUGGACCCUUUUGUCUACUUCUUUGCCUGUAAGGGUUACAAGAGGAGGGUGAUGAAGAUGUUGAGGGUUCAGGUCAGCGCCUCUUUCUCCAGCGUGGUCCGAACCGGGGAGGACACCCCCUUCAAACGGGGGGGGACCCGGGACAGGAGGAGCAGGCUGGGUAGCCACACAGCUUGUCCUGUUGCUUUAGAUGACGUUACCAAGACCAUUCCUGAGCCGGAGACCGAGACAGGAGCCACAUCCAACCAACUACCCCUGAGACAGGAGCCACAUCCAACCAACUACCCCUGAGACAGGAGUCACAUCCGGCUGAGUAGCCCCAGAGCCUGUCCUGGUCCUUGAGAUGACCCCUACUAGGCCAUAGAGACACAGAACCACUAGUCUAGACACACUUAUUUGUCCUGUGUUGUAUUCAUACCAAACAGAAGAAAAAGGCACUGAAACAGAAAGGGACCACCUGAACUUGUCCAAUAAGAAAUGCUUGUUUUCAUUUUACUUCCUUGCUCACUCUGCUAUUUCAAAACGAAUGUGAAAAAGAUGGAAAUCAAGGUCCCAUAAACACAAGAAAACAGCAGUGCCUUUACAAGGUUCCAGAACUAAAAGGGCCUCCCACAGAACAGGAUGCUGUAUGCAGAGAUACAAUCCUACCUUUACAAGGUUCCAGAACUAAAAGGGCCUCCUACAGAACAGGAUGCUGUAUGCAGAGAUACAAUCCUACCUUUACAAGGUUCCAGAACUAAAAGGGCCUCCUACAGAACAGGAUGCUGUAUGCAGAGAUACAAUCCUACCUUUACAAGGUUCCAGGACUAAAAGGGCCUCCCACAGAACAGGAUGCUGUAUGCAGAGAUACAAUCCUACCUUUACAAGGUUCCAGGACUAAAAGGGCCUCCUACAGAACAGGAUGCUGUAUGCAGAGAUACAAUCCUACCUUUACAAGGUUCCAGAACU